Anolis carolinensis (green anole) is the source of this 5569-nucleotide messenger RNA. RefSeq names its product cap methyltransferase 1 (gene cmtr1). Gene Ontology annotation, molecular function: methyltransferase cap1 activity; nucleic acid binding; protein binding. Gene Ontology annotation, biological process: 7-methylguanosine mRNA capping. The transcript is spliced from 24 exons. NCBI's taxonomy places the organism in Eukaryota, Metazoa, Chordata, Lepidosauria, Squamata, Anolidae. Bases 473 to 3046 code for a protein of 857 amino acids. Gene Ontology annotation, cellular component: nucleus; cytoplasm. The record is from RefSeq and is a predicted model, not a curated record.
GUCAUUGGUGGGCGCCUCGCGGGAAAAGAGCCCCCGCCCCGGACUUGAGCUGUGGAGAAUCGAAACUCCAGUGUGGCGGAGAGGAGUUGGGGAGGUUGGGCCUUGUUUCUGUUCCUCCAAGCCCUGCUUUCCCCUCUUCCUCCUCCUCCUCCUCGGUCUAGGCCCUGGCUGGCUGGCUGGCGGGCUGCUUCCCCCCGUGAGUGCAGCGGGCAGGGUCCCCUCGGGAGGGCUGGUGGGCCCGUCUCCUUCCUUCCCCGCUGCCUCACCAAGGCCCGGCCUGCGCUUCCUUUAAGGCCCCCUCCCCAUUCUUCGGCUUCUCCCAGGCCCUUUUCCUUCCUCGCAGCCGGGGGAGGAUGCCUGCCUCCUCGCCUCCUUCUCUUCUCUGCCUCAGGCCUCAAAGGCUGGACUCCUAGACACACACCCCUGGAAAUACAUUCUGUAGAACGAAGUGGGAUCUUGUUUCUUUGCAAAAAUGAAGCGAAGAUCAGAACCUGAAUAUAUUAGUCCACAGAAAAGACAGAAGAAGAGGAUUGAAGAGUUGGGCCUGACCCUCAGUUCUACAUCUGAUGAUGAAUCUCAGCUUGCAAAUCAUGCAGCUCAAGAGUCCUCCACAAGCAGCAGUGAGUCUGAUGGUGAGAACAAUGAGAGGCGACCUGCCUUUGGCUCUUUCAGCAGUACAUUCAAUGCUGAAUCUCUUGUGGAAGGAACAUCCUCCCGCUACUCCAUGUAUAACAGUGUGUCUCAGAAACUCAUGGCAAAAAUGGGUUUUCGGGAAGGUGAAGGACUUGGAAAAUAUGGCCAGGGAAGGCAGGAAAUUGUUGAGGCCUCCCAACAGAAAGGAAGGCGAGGGUUGGGACUCACUCUGAAAGGAUUUGAUGGAGAGGUGAACGUCAACUGGCAGGAUGAGCCGGAGGCUACUGCUUAUGAGCAAGUGGAUUGGUUCCCAGAAUGUACCACUGAAAUUCCAGAUGCAGAGGAAAUGAAGGACUGGAUGACGAUAGGGAAGAAGAAGCUGGUGAUUGAAGAUGAAACUGAAUUCUGUGGAGAAGAACUUUUACAUAAUCUGCUCCAGUGCAAGAGUGUCUUUGAUGAGCUUGAUGGGGAGGAAAUGCGCCGUUCCCGUACAAGAGCCAACCCGUACGAAAUGAUCCGUGGGGUCUUCUUCCUAAACAGAGCUGCAAUGAAGAUGGCAAACCUAGACUAUGUCUUCGAUUCCAUGUUUACAAACCCAAAGGAUUCUCAUGGGAAACCACUGGUAAAAGAUCGUGAUGCAGAGCUGCUGUACUUUGCUGAUGUGUGUGCUGGCCCUGGUGGUUUCUCAGAGUAUGUUCUUUGGAGGAAGAAAUGGCAUGCAAAAGGUUUUGGGAUGACAUUAAAAGGACCAAAUGACUUCAAACUGGAGGAUUUUUAUGCUGCCCCCAGUGAACUCUUUGAGCCAUACUAUGGUGAAGGAGGGAUUGAGGGUGAUGGAGAUAUUACCCGUCCCGAGAAUAUCACCGCCUUCCAGAAAUUUGUGCUGGAUAACACAGAUCAGAAGGGAGUACAUUUCCUAAUGGCUGAUGGUGGUUUCUCUGUGGAGGGGCAAGAAAAUAUCCAAGAGAUUCUAAGCAAACAACUGACACUUUGCCAGUUCCUCACUGGACUCUCUGUUAUACGAACAGGAGGGCAUUUCAUCUGUAAAACCUUUGAUUUGUUCACACCAUUCAGCGUUGGCCUGGUAUACUUGCUGUAUUGCUGCUUUGAGCGUGUGUCAAUCUUCAAACCUGUGACAAGUCGUCCUGCCAAUUCUGAGAGAUAUGUUGUGUGUCGUGGAUUGAAGUCUGGAACUGAUGAGGUGAGAGACUACCUUUUCACAGUGAAUAUCAGACUCAACCAACUGCGCAGCAGAGACCAGGAUGUAAAUCUCAUUGUCCCCCUGGAAGUCAUCAAAGGUGACCAUGAUUUCUAUGAUUACAUGGUCAGAUCAAAUGAAAGACUCUGUGCUGUUCAGAUUAAAGCGCUGGCCAAAAUCCGUGCUUUUGUUCAAGACACGACGUUGAAUGAACCGCGACAGGCUGAUAUCAGAAAAGAAUGCCUCCGGCUCUGGGGGAUACCAGACCAGGCCCGAAUUGCUCCAUCGUCUUCAGAUCCAAAGUCCAAGUUCUUUGAAUUAAUUCAGGGUGCUGACAUAGAGAUCUUCAGUUACAAACCAACACCUCUCAACUUAAAAACAUUGGAUAAGAUCCGUCCCGUAUUGGAUUAUAGAUGCAUGGUAUCAGGAGGUGAACAGAAGUUUCUUCUGGCCCUAGGGAAAUCUCAGAUAUAUACUUGGGCUGGUCGCCCAUCAGAUCGCUGGACUAAACUGGACUUGAAAACAGAAUUGCCACGUGACACUCUUCUGGCUGUGGAGAUUGUUCAUGAGCUAAAAGGAGAGGGGAAAGCACAGCGAAAAAUUAAUGCCAUCCAUAUCUUGGAUGCCUUGGUACUAAAUGGCAGUGAUGUCAGAGAGCAACAUUUCAAUCAGCGAAUUCAGCUGGCCGAGAAGUUUGUGAAGGCUGUCUCUAAACCCAGCCGGCCAGAUAUGAACCCAGUCAGAGUGAAGGAAGUGUACCGAUUAGAAGAUAUGGAAAAAAUAUUUCUGAGGUUAGAGAUGAAGAUUACCAAGAGCUCAAGUGGGAUACUGCGGCUGUCCUACACUGGCCGUGAUGACCGGCACUUUGUCCCCACAGGAUUGUACAUCGUUCGGACAGUCAGUGAUCCCUGGACCAUGGCAUUUAGCAAAAAUUCUUACAGGAAAUUUUUCUUCAACAAGACAACACAUACUUCCACAUAUGAGCUUCCCGCAGAAUCUGUUGCACCAUUUCAUAUUUGCUACUUCAGUCGCCUCUUCUGGGAAUGGGGGGAUGGCGUCAAAGUGCACGAUUCUCAAAAAAGGGAAGAUCCAGAGAAGCUGUCCAAAGAAGCUGUUCUGUCCUUCAUUCGGCAACAUUCGCCCUAUGAGCAGACUGUCGCCAAGUCUUGGGGGACAGGGAAGGAGCCUGGGUUGGAAUCGUCAGCCGCAGAUUAGCAUAAGUUUCUUCCAGCUACUUAAAGUGAUUCAUGGAGGACAUGCCAGAGGAAGCUGGAUCAAGUGGUGGAGGACUUGGUGGGGAAAACAUGAGACAAGGCUGCAGAUUGCAAAACAGCAUUGUACAUAUUCAUCUGCUCCUGGCAGUUUUUGCUGCUAGUGACAGAGGCAAGGCUCCUGGAUCAGUGGCUAUUCCUCUGCAUUGAUGCCCACCAUACCUCUCUAGGACUCCUUCCCACCCCUGUGGUUUCAACACUUUGCAUCUGGACUUCACAUAGCAGACAGCACAGCAAAUCAAAGAAGAAUUUGCACACAACUCCACAAUGUCACCUGUAACAGAAGGACCACAUGGUUCCUGAUGGAGUUCCUUAAGGGUAGGAAUGAGGACAAAAGGGAGAGGUAGCUUUUAAUGACCUGAGAUUGUUGCUUGGGCUUUUUUUUUGUAUGAUGAGCUAAAUUUGAGUUCAUUCAGAAAUUCUAGUUCUUGCCCUAUCUGUUUCCAUGGCUCUGUCCUUUAGAAUUCUAGAUAUGUCUUAUCAGGAAGAAAACCAAACAGAUGGAGUUCUUGAUUGUAAUAGUUUUGGUGUCCUUGCUGUCAGUAAUGACACAUGAGUUUGAUUUUAUGCUUCUAUGCAAAGUAAAUGUAUUAUGCUCAUUUCCACUGUCCACCUUCAGGUUUGCAACCCCAAGGAGUUUUCUCUAAUGGAAUCCCCAAACUCUUGACUAGACUGAGCACCUUUGGUUUGUGAUUGAGGCAUGCCCAGUAGUUUUCCUUUGAUCAGUGUUGGGGAAUUGUAGGGCUGGGGAAAUGAAUGGCUUUUGAAUGAUGCAUAGAUUGACGGAAAGAGAGGAAACACUUGGAUUUCACCUAUCCAGCCCUCUUGCAGGGAAGGAAUUUUAAUUCUUAAAAUAAACCUCUACAUGUUUGGAAUGAAAAUCCCAUAUGGAGCAAAAAUACACAAUGGACUAUUCUUCAAUACUCAUGAAUCCACUGUAUUGUGAAUUGGUUUUUCGGGUGCAGAGGAACAAGACUGUACUUUCCACAUAUUAUGACUUUAAAAAAGAAAGAAAGCAUGUCUUCUUUGUUUUCUAACUGAGUCAGGCAGUAACAAGCCACAAAAGAUUGUAAAGUCAGUGCAGAUGCUGAAUAUUUGCUCAUGGUGGCAAGAAGAGAAAAUUCACCAGCAUGUGGUGUGGGACAGUUGCCCAGGUUGUGCAUUAAAGAAAACUCUGAGAUCUCCUGUUGCAGAAGGCACUAUCCAAGACCCAUCUACACUUCCAUAUGCUGCAGUUUCAGAAUUCAGAUUAACUGCAUUGAACUUGUUUAAAUGGUAGUGUAGACUUGUAUAAUUCAGUUCAGUGCAGUUCAAUUUGCAUUGUAUGGGUCCAAACUGACCAUAUAAUGCAGUUAAAACUGCAUUAUACAGUAGUGUAGAUGGGACCCAAGUCCUAGCCCCUCUCAAAGGAUAUGGACAAAGAGACCCAAUGUUCAGUUUUAGGGAACUAUGGUCAAUCGAGUAAGGUAUGGUUUCACCCAAACUAGAGUUCAUGUGGAAGUCCAUAUAAACCUCCUUGUAAGUAGUACCUAAAUCUUACUUCCAUUGUUGUAGUUAAGGAAAACUUAGCCAAGGGAAAUAGUCUCAACCCUUUUAAUCUACUGUCCUUUGGCCACAAUUUCCCUCAGCACACACAUCUUCCAGUUUAUAAAAAUGGCUAUGGAGCACUUUGUCAUCUAAAUAAAGGCCGUGUAUUGCCCAUCCCUGAAUGAAAGCAUCACAAUUGGAGUCUAGUAUACAAUCACAUAAUUAAGCUUCUGUUUUCAAUGUAAUUUUGGCAGGAAUAGGCCAGUUCCAAAUCAUAUUGACUUUCCAUAAAUUAAGGCUCUAUUUAGGCCUGGAUAGGACUUAAGAGCAAGGCUUAAUCUCCAAAUUAGCAGCUGCUUUAUAUUUCAGAUGGGAUAGGAAGAAAGUAAUUAAAAUGGACUCUCGCACGUUCAGGUUGAGCCUUAUGGUGUUAAAUUUGUAAAAGUACCGAAGAGUGCGAUGUGUAUUGGGCUGACCUUUCCCUUCAGAAUUGUAAUAGUUCAAGAGUAUGUUCAUAUUCAGGGGUUCCUUGUUUGUUGGCUUGAGAGCAUUUUCAGAGACAUUUUUACUGCUAGACCAACCUCCCUCUGAUUUUACUCUGCAUUUCUUGAGUGCAGUUGGGAGGGAAAGUUGUAUAUUGGGAGACAAAAUAUAUGCCCUCAUAUUAUUUAUUUCUAAUGUACCUAUUGUUCCUUGCCUGUCAUAUUGGAGUCAAGAUUCUUCCAUUCUAUAAUGUACUAAGGUCUCUGUUUUUUGAUGGCAUAUAAAAAUCUAUUUAUUUAAAAGCUGUGUACAUGAAGAAGCAAACUACUUUAAUGGAAACCAGAACCAUGUAAUUCCAGUAUUGAAGAAUGGCUUCUCUUUGGUAAUUCAGAAGAGACAUGACCGUUGUAUGGAUAGAACAUUAAAAACCUUGGGGAUGGCCAUGUGGAUAAUCUAA